Closterium sp. Naga37s-1 is the source of this 1404-nucleotide messenger RNA. NCBI's taxonomy places the organism in Eukaryota, Viridiplantae, Streptophyta, Zygnematophyceae, Desmidiales, Closteriaceae. The record is from the annotation of a GenBank genome assembly.
AUGAGUAUUACGAGACUCACCUCCGCCUGCAUCACGAGCACCGGAUCUUCAGCAACACCUCGCCGUUUCCUGUCUACCACUACCAACAUGGAGCGCGUGGUACUCCUCUUCCUCGUCCUCCUCUGUAAGCGACACUUUAUUGUAGCGCUGCCACCAGCGGGGUUCUGCCUGUUUUGGGCGGUUUCAUGCCUAACACUUCCCUCGCUUGUUUCCUCUGCUGCCUGCCCGCCAGGUGCGGCGCUCUUCACUGCGGCCGCGUCUGCAUCACUUCUCUCGCCACUCCUCCCACGCGGUGGCGACAGCGUUUCUCCCGCGUCUGUCGCCCAGGCCAGGCCUUUGGUUUGGCAAGGGAAGACGAUCUUUAAGUACGCGGUCAAGCUGCAUCCCACAAAGAUCAAUGGAAAGCUAGUCGGAGACAAAGGUGCCUUGGGGAAAUACAUCGUGAAGGCAGUGAGGUACUCAGCAACGUCAUACUACAUCAAAUAUACCGUCGACAUCUUGAACAUCAGGUCUGGCGGCGAGGCUCCUACCUUAAGUGGCGGAAAAUCUUGUGCUGCCACUGUGCUAGGCCAAGCUGGUGUACCUUGGACGAACAUCACGAGUGAUAAGACUGGUCGCCGCAAGCGCUACAGCUUCACUUUCACAGGGGGCGUAUGCCGCUACCAUCUAGUCGCCUUCUGUCCCAACGAUCUCUUUCCCAACACGCGCUCCGACCUGGGUCCGUGCCCGCGCGUGCACGACGACGCGCUGCGGGAGGAGUUUCUGGCGUCCACUAAGGUGGCGCAGUUCGAGGCGGAGCUCUUAGCUUACCUGGAGCGGCUUAUAGCGGAUCUCGAACGCAAGAUCAAGCGGUGCCACGAGCGCCUGGACAAGGAGCUGCCUGCGGGGCAGGGCGCAGCGGUGCACGCGGAGCGCAUCAGCGCCAUCGGCGCGCAGGUGCAGGCGCUGCUGCGCCAGGCGGAGCUGGAGGGCGAGCAGGGGCUUGUGGACCGCGCCCAGGCCACCAUGGGGAAGGUGGAUGCAUUGAACCGUGAGAAGGAGGCUCUCCUGCGCUCGCAAGUGCCCGACCCCAUCGCCUCCUCCGUCAUCCAAAAGGAGAAGCGCCUGCAGGUGUGUGAGGUGUGUGGUGCCAUGCAAGCCAACACAGACACGGAGAAGCGACUAGCCUCACACCUUGACGGCAAGCAACACCUCGGCUAUGCUAGGAUCCGCGAGACAGCAGAGAUGCUGAGGAAGAAGAGGGAGGAGGAGAGGGAGAAGAGGCGGACGCAGAUGGGGUUGAAUGAUGCAGUCGAGGGUAGGGAGGAGCGGCAGGAGGAGGGCAAGGAGGGCAGCCAAGGGCGGGCCGAGGUGAACGGGGAGCAAGGCGCAAGGGGCAAGGGUCGUGACGAUCAGAGAAGGUGA